Molecule: messenger RNA, 786 nt
Organism: Emericellopsis cladophorae
Lineage: Eukaryota; Fungi; Ascomycota; Sordariomycetes; Hypocreales; Bionectriaceae
Exons: 1
Coding region: 1-786 (261 amino acids)
Biological process (GO): exocytosis
Cellular component (GO): Golgi to plasma membrane transport vesicle; cell tip
Molecular function (GO): guanyl-nucleotide exchange factor activity
Source: RefSeq, a predicted model, not a curated record
AUGGCCAACACCGCCACCUCACCGACGACCAUGACACAGAUGGCGAUGACAGCGUCUGGCCCUGAAUCCCACUGCCCGUCCCGUGGCGACGCCUUCCCGCCGUCCGUCGAGCAGACGUCUCUCCAUCUUGCGCAGGCACAGGCCCGCAUUGCCGACCUCGAAGCCCAAGUCCGACACCUCAACCAGAAGGCGGCGGCCGCCGUCAACCGAUGGGCCGGCUACGAGGAGGAGCUGCAAAGGCUCAGGGCACAAGGGGAGGAAGGAUCACCACCACCUCCGCCGCCCCCGAAGAACGAAACCGGAGAGAACAAGCGCACCUCGGGUGGGAUACUGGCCUCAGGCACAAACAGGCUCUCCGUGCUGCUCAGCCGAAACAAGUCCUCCCCGAACCUGAAAAAUGAUGCUGCUGCUGCUGCGGUGGCGCGCCCGCCGGGCUUUGAAACAGAGAAGCUUCUGCACGCUCUCAAGCGGGAAAUCUCGCUGCGCAAGGAGGCAGAGGGCAAAGUGGCGGCUACGAGCAGGGAAGUAGAGGAGUUGAGCGUCAGCUUGUUUGAGCAGGCCAACGAGAUGGUCGCCGAAGAGCGACGGGCCAGAGCAAAGCUCGAGGAACGCGUCAGCGAGCUGGAGAGGAGAGACAAGGAGAAGACGCGGCGGUUCGAGAAGCUGGAGGGAGCGAUGGCGCAGAUUGAACGGGUGAGGGCACUGCUGGAGGAAACGGAACCGCAGAUGGAUGAUGUCGUUGCCACUAUUCCGCAGCAAGCCGACACUGUUGUUGUUGUUGCUUGA